AUGAAACAGCGAUAUUUACAACAACUGAACGGGGAUCCACGAUGUUUAAAAGUGGAAAUGGAUGAUGCGAAGAUACCGGCAAUCUCAAUGACAACUGUCAGAUUGGAUAACGCUCCUAGAGAGGAAUCCUGUAUAUAUCCCCACAGCAUUAAUAAUUUCUUGGAAGAGAGACCGUCAGAGGGCAAAGAAGAUUGCAUUCAGAGCAUCAUUGAAUGGGAAUUUGAUGACACAAAAAAAACUCUGGGAUUACGGCAACAGUGCAGAAACCAAUUCGUGGCUCCAGUUAUCCCAGUAGAGGUAGGACCUUUCAAUAAGAACACACACAAUUUCAACAGUAAUACAACAAACAAUGGAAUUAUGCCCCAAUUGUCAGAAGAUGAUGAAUUACAAUGUGAAAAAAAAGAUUUGCCUGAACUUCUUUCCUUGUUGAAAGAUAAAUAUAUGUAUCAUGGUGAAACAAACAAAAAUAUUCUAUAUGAUUAUGAGAUUGAGAGAUUUGCCAAACUUUAUUGUAUUACCAAUUUUUACCUUUCUCAUUUAGAUAGUAUGAUGAUAUGUGAAGAACAUGAUAUGAAAGAGGCCCUGAUUAACUUUCUUUUUCAUGAGAAAAAUCUUUACUACAUUGAAGAAUACACUCUUAGAUUGAUACCAGUAAAAAAAGCUAAAGAAGAAGCUAAAAAAUGGUAUGAAGAAAAUAAACAUACCACAACUAAAAUUGUAAUAACUGAUGAAUUACUAAAACCAUUAGAAGAAAAAAAGAAUGAAUUCAAUAAAGGUGUGAAACAAAAGAAGAAAAAAUAA
This is a messenger RNA of Funneliformis caledonium, 801 nucleotides long. NCBI's taxonomy places the organism in Eukaryota, Fungi, Glomeromycota, Glomeromycetes, Glomerales, Glomeraceae. The record is from the annotation of a GenBank genome assembly.